Molecule: messenger RNA, 8501 nt
Organism: Siniperca chuatsi (mandarin fish)
Lineage: Eukaryota; Metazoa; Chordata; Actinopteri; Centrarchiformes; Sinipercidae
Gene: nlgn3a
Product: neuroligin 3a
Exons: 6
Coding region: 774-3233 (819 amino acids)
Biological process (GO): chemical synaptic transmission; neuron cell-cell adhesion; modulation of chemical synaptic transmission
Cellular component (GO): postsynaptic specialization membrane; synapse; cell surface
Molecular function (GO): neurexin family protein binding; signaling receptor activity
Source: RefSeq, a predicted model, not a curated record
GGCAUUGAAAGUUGUUUUAAAGACCAAAAGUCUACAACAGUACAACAGUCCGGAGAAUAUAUUCUGCAGCUCCUCGGGAAACAGGUGUUUGUUGGGUGCAACAAGUGAAGAAAAUCAGUCUAGUUCAGGACAGAGAUGCUAACACUUUAGCGGCUAGCGUUGGUCAGGUGCAGCGACCGCCCUCCUCCUCACCUCCAGGCUGUUUCUCUCCCGGGACUGUUGACCACGACAGGUCCCAUCCUCAGACUGACGCCAAAUCAAGUCUAUUUACAACGAGCCCGUUUACACACAGGUAAAAGGCACUUCGUUGGGAGUAUAUUACAUGGGGAUUAAGACUGAUAGGAGUACAGCGCCAAGGAAGAUGCUGCAUAUUAAUGGCAGAACAUCAGAACAUUUUGACACUGAACAUCAAGGAGCCGUACAUCUCAGAGGGAAAGGGCCCAGUAGGUGUAGCUGACCUUUGUGAGAAAUGUUGGAUGUAAUCCUGAAACGGUUCAACAUUGACACUUACCACCACUCAUCUUUUUUAAUGCACGGGAUAGAAGAUCUGACGUGUGAAGAGAAGACAGUGAGUAAGGACCGCGCUACGGAGAGGAACUGCAUAACUCUGACUGCUUCUCCUGGUGUGUAAGCCGGUGGGCUCCAGUAUCACAGCUAAUGACUGUCCCUCGGGUGGCUGGACUGCAGGGCUGAGCAGGAGGCCUGUGUGUUCGCUGAGGGGGUGCCCCGGCUUGUAUGUUGGUCACUUGCAGUUGCACUCGCUCACAAGGACCAUGUGGUUUUCUCCAAGGAGAAGUCGUUUCCCCCCCUCGCAGAACUGGCACAGUGCCCACAGUUGCACCAAUUUCAACGUGUCUUUGUGGGUAUUAAGUUUUUGCUGGUGCUUUGUGGCCGUCAGAGGUCAGAACUACCACCCCACUGUGAACACGCAGUAUGGAAAACUCCGAGGGGUGAGGGUGCCCCUGCCUAGCGAGAUUCUGGGGCCGGUGGACCAGUAUCUAGGGGUUCCAUACGCCGCCUCCCCAGUGGGAGAAAAACGCUUCAUGCCCCCGGAGCCUCCCUCCUCCUGGUCAGGGAUCAAGAACGCCACUCACUUUGCUCCUGUCUGCCCCCAAAAUAUUCACAACGCUGUGCCAGAGAUCAUGAUGCCAGUAUGGUUCACCUUCAACCUGGAUAUAGUUACUACAUACAUACAGGACCAACACGAGGAUUGUCUUUAUUUAAACAUCUAUGUUCCAACAGAGGAUGACAUACGAGAUACUGGGGCCAAGCCUGUGAUGGUCUACAUCCACGGAGGAUCCUACAUGGAGGGGACGGGCAACAUGAUCGAUGGAAGCGUCCUGGCCAGCUACGGAAAUGUCAUCGUUAUCACUCUCAACUACCGCGUCGGAGUCCUCGGCUUCCUCAGUACUGGAGACCAGGCUGCUAAAGGGAACUACGGGCUCCUGGACCAGAUCCAGGCUUUAAGGUGGAUCAGCGAGAACAUCGGCUUCUUCGGAGGAGACUCUAACCGCAUCACUGUCUUUGGUUCUGGGAUCGGAGCUUCCUGCGUCAGCCUACUCACCCUCUCCCACCACUCUGAAGGUCUGUUCCACAGAGCCAUUAUCCAGAGCGGGUCAGCCCUUUCCAGCUGGGCAGUGAACUACCAGCCGGUCAAGUAUACACGUCUCCUGGCGGAGAAGGUGGGCUGUAAUGUCCUGGACACCUUAGACAUGGUGGACUGUCUGAGGAAGAAGAGCUCCAGGGAGCUGGUGGAGCAGGAUAUACAACCAGCGAGGUACCACGUGGCCUUUGGACCUGUAAUCGAUGGUGAUGUCAUCCCUGACGACCCCGAGAUCCUUAUGGAGCAGGGCGAGUUCCUCAACUACGACAUCAUGCUGGGGGUCAACCAGGGCGAGGGGCUGCGGUUUGUGGAGAAUGUGGUGGAUUCAGAGGACGGCGUAUCUGGAAAUGACUUUGACUUCUCUGUGUCAGACUUUGUGGACAGUCUGUACGGGUACCCAGAGGGCAAGGACACACUGAGGGAGACCAUUAAGUUCAUGUACACAGACUGGGCAGACAGAGACAAUCCAGAGACCAGGCGCAAGACGCUGGUGGCUCUGUUCACCGACCACCAAUGGGUGGAGCCAUCGGUGGUGACAGCUGAUCUCCACGCUCGCUACGGCUCACCCACCUACUUCUACGCCUUCUACCACCACUGCCAGAGCCUGAUGAAGCCAGCCUGGUCAGACGCCGCUCACGGGGACGAGGUGCCCUAUGUUUUUGGAAUUCCUAUGAUUGGUCCCACUGACCUUUUCCCUUGUAACUUCUCAAAGAACGAUGUCAUGCUCAGUGCUGUGGUCAUGACCUACUGGACCAACUUUGCCAAGACUGGGGAUCCCAACAAACCGGUUCCCCAAGACACCAAGUUCAUCCACACCAAGGCCAACCGCUUUGAAGAGGUGGCCUGGUCCAAGUACAACCCCCAGGAUCAGCUGUACCUGCAUAUCGGCCUGAAGCCACGUGUGCGCGACCACUACCGCGCCACCAAAGUGGCCUUCUGGAAACACCUAGUGCCCCACCUGUACAACCUCCAUGACAUGUUCCACUACACCUCCACCACCACCAAAGUGCCCCCGCCGGACACCACCCAGAACACCUUGUCCACCAAGAGGCCCAACGGGAAAACGUCCUGGCCGUUCAACACCAAGAGGCCUCCCAUGUCCCCAGCCUACAACAGUGAGGACAAAGACUCAUGGAGCGACGACGAGGAGACAGGGCCGCUGGUGGUGGAGAACCCGCGGGAUUACUCCACAGAGCUCAGUGUCACUAUCGCUGUGGGAGCCUCGCUGCUGUUCCUCAAUGUGCUGGCUUUCGCAGCCCUCUACUACCGCAAGGACAAGCGGCGGCAGGACUCCGGCCACGGGCAGCCCAGCCCGCAGCGGCAGACCACCUCCAACGACAUUGGCCACCACGCGCCGGAGGAGGAGAUCAUGUCGCUGCAGAUGAACCAGACACACCAUGAGUGUGAGGCGGGGAACAGCAACGAGGGGGCACUGCGCUUGGCCUCGCUGCCCGACUACACGCUCACUCUGCGGCGCUCCCCCGACGACAUUCCCCUCAUGACCCCCAACACCAUCACCAUGAUCCCCAAUUCCCUGGUGGGCAUGCCCAACCUGCACCCCUACAACACCUUCACGACCGGCUUCAACUCCACCGGCCUGCCGCACUCCCACUCAACCACCCGCGUAUAGCUUUAAGGAGGCCUGGGGGCAGCCAGCGCAGGCGGGGGAGGAAGAGGCGGCGGUGGUGGUGGAGGAGGAGGAGCAGGAAGAUGAACGAACGGAGGAAAGGAUUGUGUUUUAUAAAUAUCACAGGGAGGGGGAGGGCUGCGAGGGGGAGGGGAGGGGAAGGGCAUGAGUCGGAUUAAAACGUGAAGAGAUUUAACUAGACUUUUACUACGAGGAGAGUUGCUGAGAGCUCUCUAUGGAUGUCAAGUUGUGCAGAGCUGCCAAAAUCAAACUGCUUCCCUUCUCCUGAUCGGGGGAGGGAGUCUUUCUGCAGUGUUUUUUUCUAAAAUAAUCAUUUUAAAAGCCUUUUUAAGCAGACUGAGGAGAUAUCAACACAUUUUUUUCUUGAAUUCAUAACAAAAACAAAGAGAAGUGCUUUUUAUUUCCCAUCUCUUGCUCCUGCGGGAGACACAUCUCAAACAAUGGCCUCUACGUCAAUAUUUGCGAAAUGUUUUUAAUUGCUUCUUUGUUUUGUUUUACGUUUCAAUGCCUUACUAAGCUUAUUCUUUUUUGUCAUUAUUUCUAUUCCCUGAGACUAUUCCAAGUGGAGUGUGUUACAAGCCGAUGAGACUCAAAGAUGAGAGACUGAAUCCAGGAUGGGAACCUAGAGGAUAUGCAGAUGUAGAGAUUUUAAACCCAUUUUGGGCAACUCAUUUUUUCUUUCUGUUGCGUACCAACACAACAGCCACACAAAUGGUGUUAUCUUUUUUUUUAAUCUCGUAUAGAAAUUAUUUGUCUGGGACAGCUCUUGCCGGGAGAUGAGAAGGCAGAGAUAAAUACUAUGUUACUGUGAUUGUUUUGUUAAGAAAAAAGUGCAUCUUUUACAGCCAAUUUAUCUGUUAAGCUAUCUGAUAAUAUCUCCACAAAGUGUGCACGUACACAUGCUGCUUAGAGCACCUGUGUGUUUGUGUGCAUGUGAAAAUGAUUUCUCGUUUCUUGCGUGCAAGCACGGUUAAGAGGCUGAGAUAAAGGAAGAGACACAUUGUCGGAACUUGCAAAAGCGAGAGUGGUGAGUGAGUGAGGCUGUAUGUGUGUGAGUGAGAGUGUGUGAGAGAAUGCGUGUGCGUGUGUGUGUGUGUGUGUGUGUGUGUGUGUCCGUGCACCUGUUUUUUUGUUUGUAGGUUGUAUAAUGUGGUUUCUGGGUGGGUGGGGGCUGAGUACUUUCUCAUGUUGUUGAUUUUGGUUCACCACCAGUAGUGUUUCUGCUGCGUCUCUGGGUGUCUGUCUUUGCGAAAUAGCACUUUUGUUAUUUUCAAAGUUAUAUAUGUCUAAUUUUGCUUAAAGAUUACAAAAUAAAUCUAUUAUUUUACGUGUAAGAGAAAAAAAAUAGCUAAAGAUUCAACUGAACUAACUGACAUGAUUCCAUUGACUUUGUAAGAGUUCCUCUUAAAAAGCAGACAGUGGCCUGUUUGCACUGAAUAAACCUACAUCAGUGCACACUUGUUUUUCUUUGAAUAUAUAUAUAAAUAUGGGCAUACAUACAUAUAUGUAUAGGGCUUCUAUGGAGAUAUCACUCCCACUUACAAAACAAUUAAAACACUGUUUAGACUACAAAACACAAAUCAUUUCUAUGUAUUGUUGUUGUCAUUUGCAACAUCCUAAGCCAAGACCACUCUAGGUGUCUUUGUAAGAGCUCUAUAUGUAUAUUUAUGUAUAAAAUAUUUAAUAUUUAUUUAUGUAUACCAGAUGCAUACAUGCUGAUUGUGCCAUGUGCCAAAUUAAAACUGUAAAAAAUGAAGAAUAUAAAGUUUCACAAAACUUGAUCAAAGUUCUUUUCCUCCCUUUUAUGACUUUUUAUUAUUUCCAUUUUGAAUGAGUUAAAAAAGAAAUAUUCUUGCAGCAAGUGCAAGUCUCCCCCCAGGACUUCCUCUCUACCUCCCUCUUCCUCUCUCCUCCUCCUCCCUCUCUCCUUUUCUCUCUCGCUGAAACCUUUGAGAAAAACAGGCUAACAGCUUGGGGCCUAUCUGCGUGCAUAACUCCAGAUUUUACUGUAAUUCAUGCAAAGUAGUACUGCAGCGAUGGGAGAUUGUGAAAAGAUUGCCUUGAUGUACUCGCAUUGCAUGCUAUUAUAUGUUAUUCUCGGGGAGAAAACUGGAGUUAUUGACUCUGCGAGUAAAACUGACAAUUUUCAUUAAGUAUCUUGGCGUAGCACAGAUUGUCUCCUGCGUUACAGCAAAGUGCAGUAAUGCAACCUGACCAGUGAUCCUAGAUCAGUGUUGCAAUUUUUAGGUACUUCAUGCACAUGGACCUCAACAUUUUUAUGAAGUAUUCCAUUACAACUUCCCCAGGUAUUUAAUGAUUGGAGACGCAGCCGAGUGAGACAGUCUGGUCAGCUCAUCACCGAUCCUGCCAGUAGCAGAAAGAGAGAAGGGGUUAUUUGAGGGAAAUUGCUUGGAGACUGAUCUAUAUGAGUCAUCUUGUUUUUGCUCAUCCUGCCUUAUAUGGGGCUCACCUCCUAAUCAGCCACCGUCUUCAACUGAGCCGCAGCCACUAAGAAAGAAACAAGCAGUGGGUUUCUACCUGGAGCUGUCUCAUACAUACAGAAACAUUUAAUAAUGUCUCUGUGCUUGUGCUUAUGUUAGAGUAGGAGUAGACGAUGCAAAUAGUCAAACUUGUUUCAGUAGCAGUAAUAUCAGUGGUACCUUGUUUUCUGGCAUAAAAUGAACAAACAUGGCAUCGAUGGCAUUCUGAUGAGCAAAAAUAUUUUUUAAUUGCUCCUGACUACAAAAUGGAUGUGAACCUGUCUUAUUGGAAUAUGUCCUUAAAUAUUUGAUUCACCCAAAUUACUUAAAAACACAUUUUUCUAACCUAUUGUGGCAUCCAACCAUGCAGAACGUUUUGGUUUUGUUUGUCAAGGUUUAGAGAAAUGUGUCUCUUUCUGCAGCCAUCCCAAUAUAAAGGAAGGGAAUGGAAUUUCAUUUGUGGUGCUCACGGCAUUAAAAAAUAAGAAAAACUGUGACAUCUAUUACUCCGGAUAAACACACUUCUCUAAUUCAACUGUUUUUAGGGACAAUUUCUUUGGUAGAAAGUAGUUCCAAUAAAAACUGUUCACAGCAAGGUCUGGGGAUUAUUCAGAGUACCAGGGACAUUCUUUCAGAGAAACAAGUUCCUGUUGAAUUCUUUAAAGCUGCUAUGAUCAAUAUAUUGUAUUAUGCUACUGUAUUAUACUAACAAUGCUUCAAAUGACUACUUGUGCGUGAAAGAGGGUCGCUCACAAACCCACAGAUAGUUAUCCCCAGACUCUGCAGUCCCCCCUGAGCUUUACAGAGCAUUAUAGUAUCUUUUAGCUCAUUGUUUUAUGCAACUUGACUUCAACUUUUUGGUUCCUUUCACCGCUCUCAUAGUGUACCAUCCAGAUGCAGUAGGUAGUUGUUCUGAGCAAAAAAAAAGCUCUAAUCCACUGUACGAUACCUGCCCAACUCCAAACGGCAGAGAGACUAAAUUAGCGACUAGCUGGUGAACACAGUGAAGCAUUUAGCAGCUAAGGUGGUGAGCAAAAUAGACCUCAACAAAAGGUGAUAAUAUGUCAGUGUCAAAAAAAUCUGUUAGGUUAAAUUAUAAUUUUUUAAGCUGUUAGCACCACAAACAACAUUUCGUCCACCAUUCCUUUCAUUACUGAAUCAUUAUUUAUUAUAAGCACAAUCCAUCUGCUGAUGAGAUGUGGCUGACUACUCCUGAACAUUUUACAGUAAGUACACCAUGUGCACCUGGAAGAUUCUUUUUGUUUUGUUUUUUUGUUGUUGGUAAUUUGGGUGACAGGAUAUGACUCAAAGUAGACUUUCUCCUCGUCUGAUCCAUCUGUAGUGGUGGGAGGUCAAUUUCCAUUGGCUCCAACACACACACACACACACAUACAGUGGCACAGGGCUAAAAUUGAGUGGUGGAGUUGAGAGUGAACUAUCAAAGGGAAGAAAUGUCAUGGGAGGGCAACUUGUUUUUUGCCAUGUAAUUUUCCCAUAUGCCGUUAAGGCAGAGCAGAUGUUACUGAGUAUUGGCAAGGGUAGACCUGUUGGCCUCGGGGACACAGUUUGGGAUACAUGGCCCUGUGAAGAGCCACAUAAUUAAGUGCCGGACCAAAGGGGAAGACCAUGGAAAGUGCAGUGCUGUGGUGCAGCGAGAGAAAACAGGGUCAAACUCGUUCAGCAAUCAGUCACCUGAAGGCUUGAUGAAAUCAAACUUCCUAUGACAAGAAUCACCAGCAGUAGAAAAAUGGGACAGUUAUGAGCAAGACACUUUUCCACAGUUGAGAUUUGUUUGCAGUUCAGUGAGUGUGUUUCGAAAGUGACAUCAUUCAAGUAUUGGCUGGAAUACCCCGAUGGGGUUUGUGACUGCCUCGACAGCACUGAAGACAAACCCAACCUAGGAAAUGGAUGUGCCAAAUUACACAGUGCCACCCGCUGGGAGAGAGCUGCAGGUGUGUGUGUGUGGGUGUCCAUGUGUGCAGGUAGUGAGAAUUUUAUUUCUAUCACGGUGAGCGUGUUGUUACCUAUAUUUCCUCUCACCCUCUCCUUCACCCUCAUCUCUCUCUUCCUGUGUCUCAAUCAUCUUUGCUCUCUUCUUCAGUUUUCAUGCGUUUUUUUUUUUUAGCCUCCCUUGCACAAAAUGCAAUCUGAGCAGCUCUACCUCUGUCUCACGCAGACAUGACUCGCCUAUUUUCUCUUUCUUCCAUAAUCUGGACUACUGACUCAUUUCCAAUCAUUUAAGGUCUAAUUUUCUUGAAUUACUAUGUUUCUCUGCUGACUAAGAAGCCAAUUAACAUUACUUAUUGGGAAACAGAGUAGAACCAGUCACUGAACCAAAACUUUUGUAGUCUAAAUUUAAAUAGCCUGUUUUUCUCCAAAGGGAAAUCAUUCUGCAUUUUUGUCAAAACAUCAAUAAUUUAUUAUUUCCAUGUGAAAAACGCACUCUGGACAAUUUUCUUUUGUACCCAUAGAGCAUAGACAAAUCACUGGCAUAUUUUUCAGGUUUUCCUAACAAGGAGCAUCAAGCACUGGAGCUUUUAUGGUGGCAUCAAACGCAGAUACUGUAACACAUUUUUCACUAGAACCUAGGACUGAAAUCAACAAAACCAAUGGUCUUUGAGCCCAAAUACAUCAUGAUAAAUCUCUGUUAUCUCAGUGUCAUUGUACAGAUUACUAAAGAUGCCCUGUUACUUCUAUGUUUAUGUCCAUAGAAUGUAUUUAUAAUCGCGCAAACUGGAGUAAUCAAAAUAAAAUAUCUAUUCUUUCUGUA